AUGCCAAUCCAAAUGGAGAAAUGUGUCUGGGUCGCAAAGCGCCCCCCUGGACGGGCAACAUUCUGCCAUUGGAAAGAGCGCCUCUGCUGGAAAAUGGGGUUGCUGCGUUCUCAGACGCGGAACCUGUUGUUCCUUGCGCUGACGUGCCUCUCGGCAACAUCGGGCGUUUUUGCGAUUCCCCAAACAACCCCACGCGGCCUACGCCAGGAGCACAACGAGGCGGUGAGCGGCCCGACACGCUUUUCCGCUAUUUUGCUAGGUGGUCGGCGAGACCGUCGGCAACCCACAGACAACGAAUAUGGAUCCAGAGCGGACACCGCAUCUACUCGACGAUUGACAGGUUUGGUAUCAAGGAUCCUGGCGUCACCACCUGAGGAACAGGACGAUGCUUUGGGGGCCUCAGCGAGAGGCGCUCGGUCGCGCCAACCCACUGGGUCGCCACCGCCUGUGCCGCUGGCACGAGCCGAGAGUUCACGAAGCGCUGUCCGUCCCGAAUUUGGAACUGGCGCCGGUUCAGUCACAUAUGAGGGCUUUGGUACAGCUCGGCCUCCUCCGCCGCAGGUGGGAGUGCGCGCGCUUUCAGGAGUGAGACCGUUGGGCGACCCUCGAGCUCGACUAUGUUCUGCAUGUAAAAACAAGCACUUGACUGCGAGAGCUGCCGCGCGGUUGUUCCUUUCUGCGGCGGCCGAAGGACAGAGGAUACGGGACCAGAUGUCCGGUCUAAUUUUCGAGGAGAACAGGGCACGGGGAAGCCACUCGGAUUCCACGGGUUCUUCAGGCGACAUAUCUUCUCGUUUACGCGAGCUGCAUGUACAGAUGCUUCGAGCUGAUACCCUGGCUCGAGUCUAUGCGAGAGAUAGACAGAUGCGUUCACACUCAUCAGCGUAUCAGGAAGCGCGCAACCAGGACAUCGAAAACAUGCAAGUGGAACGCCGUUUGCGGGCGCUCAUCCCGCGACCUGGACCCCCGCAUCCUCCCCCUGCCCCUUCGAGGGCCCAAGGUGUUUUGCGCCCGGUUCGCCCUCCCCUUCCCCAAGGCCAAGCCCGCGAACGACCUCCACGAGACCCAGGACCUCCUUACAUAGUCGCGGGCGCGCCUCCCGUGAAUCUAGGAGGACGGCCACCUCACCUACGCCCAGGCCUUCCUGCGGCGAGACAAGGCCCCCCUUUCCCAGGGCAAGGCCCCCCUUUCCCAGCGCAAGGCCCACCUCUCCCAGGGCAAGGCCCCCCUUUCCCAGCGCAAGGCCCCCCUCUCCCAGCGCAAGGCCCACAUCCUCCACGAGGGCACCCUCCGGGACCUCCACAGCCUGGACAGAACGUCUUUGGAUUGCGUCCGCCUAGGAGCCCGGGUAGCUUCAACAGGUGA
Messenger RNA from Toxoplasma gondii ME49, 1365 nucleotides. RefSeq lists its product as hypothetical. The coding region runs from base 1 to 1365 and encodes 454 amino acids. The transcript is spliced from 2 exons. The record is from RefSeq and is a predicted model, not a curated record. NCBI's taxonomy places the organism in Eukaryota, Apicomplexa, Conoidasida, Eucoccidiorida, Sarcocystidae.